Physeter macrocephalus (sperm whale) is the source of this 2088-nucleotide messenger RNA. RefSeq names its product WD repeat domain, phosphoinositide interacting 2 (gene WIPI2). The record is from RefSeq and is a predicted model, not a curated record. Gene Ontology annotation, molecular function: protein binding; phosphatidylinositol-3-phosphate binding; phosphatidylinositol-3,5-bisphosphate binding. Gene Ontology annotation, biological process: nucleophagy; autophagy of mitochondrion; protein localization to phagophore assembly site. The transcript has 14 exons. The coding region runs from base 163 to 1575 and encodes 470 amino acids. Gene Ontology annotation, cellular component: cytosol; extrinsic component of membrane; phagophore assembly site membrane. Lineage: Eukaryota; Metazoa; Chordata; Mammalia; Artiodactyla; Physeteridae.
CCCGGCUCUGGAGCAUAAACAAGAGCGGGGUCGGGAUGAGGCGGCUGUUGAUGUUCGAGCGGCGAGUGGCGGCGAGCGGGGCCCGGGGCCGACCCUGAGCUCACCGCGACCUGCCCUCCCGCGCGCGAGCUCCGGGCCGGGCCCACCCGCCGCGCGCCCACCAUGAACCUGGCGAGUCAGAGUGGCGAGGCUGGCGACAGCCAGCUACUCUUCGCCAACUUCAACCAGGACGUCACGGUCCCUUUGAUUUCCUGGUCUUCCCAUCUCGCUGUUCUUUUUGACAGAAUUGGGAAAAAGGCAUCAAGAAAAGCUGGUCCCCGUCGUCUCCUUCUUCUUGGCUGGUCUCUAGCUGUUGGUAGUAAAUCCGGUUAUAAAUUUUUCUCCCUUUCUUCUGUGGAUAAACUGGAACAGAUCUAUGAAUGCACUGACACUGAAGAUGUGUGCAUCGUGGAAAGAUUGUUCUCAAGCAGCUUAGUGGCCAUCGUUAGCCUCAAGGCCCCCAGGAAGCUGAAGGUUUGCCACUUUAAGAAGGGGACUGAGAUCUGCAACUACAGCUACUCCAACACCAUCCUGGCUGUGAAGCUGAACAGGCAGAGGCUGAUCGUGUGCCUGGAGGAGUCUCUGUAUAUACACAACAUCCGGGACAUGAAGGUGCUGCAUACCAUCCGGGAGACGCCCCCAAACCCCGCAGGCCUGUGCGCGCUGUCCGUCAGCAGCGACAACUGUUACCUGGCGUAUCCGGGCAGCGCGACCAUCGGGGAGGCGCAGGUCUUUGACACCAUCAACCUGAGAGCUGCAAACAUGAUCCCGGCUCAUGACAGCCCUUUAGCCGCACUGGCCUUCGACACCAGCGGAACCAAGCUCGCCACUGCUUCCGAGAAGGGGACCGUGAUUAGGGUAUUUUCCAUUCCAGAAGGACAAAAACUCUUCGAGUUCCGGAGAGGGGUGAAGAGGUGUGUGAGCAUCUGCUCCCUGGCCUUCAGCACGGACGGCGUGUUCCUGUCCACCUCCAGCAACACGGAGACUGUACACAUCUUCAAGCUCGAGACUGUGAAAGAAAAGCCUCAGGAGGAGCCCACCACCUGGACCGGCUACUUCGGGAAGGUGCUCAUGGCGUCCACCAGCUACUUGCCCUCCCAAGUGACAGAAAUGUUCAACCAGGGCAGAGCCUUUGCCACAGUCCGCCUGCCUUUCUGUGGCCACAAGAACAUCUGCGCGCUGGCCACAAUCCAGAAGAUUCCCCGAUUGCUGGUGGGAGCCUCGGACGGGUACUUAUACAUGUACAAUCUGGACCCCCAGGAGGGAGGCGAGUGCACCUUGAUGAAACAGCACAAGUUGGACGGCAGCAUGGAGACGACCAACGAGAUCCUAGACUCCACGUCCCACGACUGCCCCUUGGUGACGCAGACGUACAGCACGGCUGUGGCCAAGGGUCCUCACGUGCCUUCGUCCCCAACGGCACUGGCCUACGCCGACGAGCUGGGCGCGGUGGGCGGCGCGGGCCUGGAGGACGAGGCGGGCGCCCUGCGGCUGGAGGACAGCGAGCACCCCCCCAGGAUUCUCCGGACAGACUGACCGUGACCCGUGGGCUCUCCAGGCCCCGGGCCGAGCGCACCGGCUGGCAGAGGGCCGUGCGGCAUGCUGUGAGCUCUGACCGGAGGUUGGGGAGAGGGUGGCGGAGACUUCAAAAGGAAAACGAAGAUGGUAGCUGUAGUCUCGUCCCACACUGUCGAGAAAUACAUUGGUUUCACUUCAGUGGCUCUCCGUCCUGCUUAUGAAUUUCAGCUUUUUGUUGGUUUUCUCAUUUUGCCAAAAUUAACUGUCUGGUGAAGCCCUUGAAACCGCCUUGCUUUGCAUGUAUUAAUGUGCCGAUCCAGCCUGGGAGAGCUAGAGCCACUUCCUGACAACCUGCGGGCGUUUGUGUUUUCGGUCUGUACAGGACAAGGAGCGGCCCGAGAAGGCAGCAGCGAGCGGAGCGGGUCAGGCGGGGCCAGGUGGCGACCUGGAGGGCGCGUCCUCUCUCCCUAGAGCCCCUCCGGGACCAUUUUCCCCGUUUUAUUUUGUUAAUUAAAUUUUUUCCAAAUUGGA